AUGUUGCAACUUUUUCACGCUCGUACUAACGACACGCCAAUAGCGCCCGUUCACCGUGGUCUUCACAUUGCGUUGGACCUGACAUUUGCUCUGAUGUUAUUCGGCGACUCUGGCACUAUUAGCCACCCAGGAUAUAUAUAUAAUAGAUUUCAUGUGAGAAAUAGUGCGAUCGCUGCUCUUGCGAUCAUGGUCGUAGCUGGAUAA
Messenger RNA from Penicillium maclennaniae, 204 nucleotides. RefSeq lists its product as uncharacterized. Lineage: Eukaryota; Fungi; Ascomycota; Eurotiomycetes; Eurotiales; Aspergillaceae. The coding region runs from base 1 to 204 and encodes 67 amino acids. The transcript has 2 exons. The record is from RefSeq and is a predicted model, not a curated record.